Molecule: messenger RNA, 2057 nt
Organism: Ostrea edulis (European flat oyster)
Lineage: Eukaryota; Metazoa; Mollusca; Bivalvia; Ostreida; Ostreidae
Exons: 10
Coding region: 84-1538 (484 amino acids)
Source: RefSeq, a predicted model, not a curated record
AUUCAAAAUACAAAGUAACGUUGAAACUUGGCAGAUUUAGGCCACCAGUAGAUGAGUAAGGUGACGAUGCCACGAACUUUGUGAUGGGAAAUGUUCCGGUCACAUUGACGAUGCUCACGAUUUUCGUCCUUUAUCGGAUGAUUGAAGGAGGAGGAAAUACAGUUGAAACCACUCAAAUAUGUCGGCCAUUCUGUCGUCUGUCACAGGAGACACGUGAGAGUUGCAGUGCUCUGAGAUUUGUAUUCACGUGUAUCAACACUGUCUGGAUGAGGUGUGCGUCUGAUGGACAUUUUCACUGUGCCUGUGAGUGGUCCCAUGCACUGGACAAUGUCAACAUGGCGACAGAAGAACUAGCCUACGUGAGAGAAUCAACAAUUUUGGAGAGGUGCACACUUGCAUUGAAACAAGACUGUGAAUUAUGGAUGAGUAGACGGAAACAAAUUCCCUGUGAAAGAAUAACAAAGAAACCGUCACUGUCAGAUCCGACCAAUCCGGAAUUUAAGCUGAAAGUGUUGGAAAUCCGAGAGAGUAUCAUGCAAAUACAGGACGGACCAAAAAGACGACAUCUUCUUCAGAAUCUCCAUUCGCUGAUUCAAAGGAGAGCAUGGAGGCACGCUCGAAAGAAUCACAACUUUUCUGGUAUUUCAACUUCUCGUCCACAAGAAAUUAUUACUACCAAUGGCUCCAGCAUCAACCCCACUCCUCGUGGUGACGGCCAACACCCGAAAACAGAACUGGUCUCAAAUUACACAGUUAUCGAUUGGGCGGAUACUAUUGACGGUUGGCACAAAAAAGUUUUGUUUGAGCACUGGGAGAAGGUAUCUGAAGCGGACAUUCUGGAGACACUCCGAAGGAGGCGGAUGUUCCUGCUGAUAUUCGGAAUCCUUCUUGGUUGUACUAUAUUUAUCAUCGUUAUGUCGUUUGUCAUCAAGUAUCAGUCGGAUCGGAACGUUCGGAAAGAUAUAAACUUUGAUGGUGAUUUAGACGUUAUGGGUAAAAGGCAGAACUCGUUCAGCUUUAUGGACAAACUUCGAAAAGAAAGAAAACAAAAAGAAAAGGAAAAUACUGAUCUUUAUCGGAUGAGUUCAUUGGUGCUUUAUCCGAGAAAAACAGAAACGAAUACAAAGACAGAAUACAGAAGAAAACCACAGACAUUUAAGAGUCCUAGCGAGGAGCACACAGAGAACAUACCGAACGCUCAGUCUGUUGCAGUGGAGCUUAAAGAAAGUUCUUCCAGUUUAGAUCUUGGGGACCGAUUGUUUCCGUCUGCAAUGAUGAGAAGCUUUGGAACAGAAAUUAAUAGCCCGUCACACCUAGCAAAUUUAGUCACGACAGAAACAAAGAAAAGUACCACAUCUACAUUAACGAGUGUUAAUUCAUCUAGUGGAUCAUCCACAUCAACGAGCACUACUUCAUCAAGUGGAUCAUCCACAUUGACGAGCGCUUCUUCAUCAAGUGGACCAACUACAUCAAAAAGCGGACUAAGCACGCCAGCCUCAGACCUUUCGGUUCCCGCGUUGACUGCCAACACCACUUAACAUCGUGUCGCGUCAACACGAAAACUGUCGGUUGCCGCGUCGAAAACCAAUACAAGUUAAAAUUUUGGUACGAUUUCUAGAAAAACUGCAUCAUGAGAUGUUUGUAGCACAUCACAACCAGAACAUGUAAUUUUCGCAACGACAUACAAUACGGUUUCAUCAUUCUUAGCAACAUCCAAUCAAUCACCAUCACGCGGAAACGUAUCUUCACGUCACAACGGGGGAUGUAAUAUCGCACCGGAAGGAAUGUGAACGAAAAUAACACCACCAUCAAAUUUUAUUCAUUACUAUGUCUAGAUUUCUGUAAAACGAUAAAUCAUAAUCUUGGGGAUACAUGAACUGCUUUUUGGAUCGUUGAUAGAUCCAUUGUUCCAUGCACUGCAAAACAAGAUCGUCAGUGUCCCACCGGAAGCGGUAGGCAAAUAACUCCUUCCGGUUCACGAGGUAUGGUAAAUCUCCUAUCCCAAACGUGCAGUAACCGUGGAAUGACCUUGACCCGUGACACGCAUGAGUUGAUGC